This is a messenger RNA of Aureobasidium uvarum, 1182 nucleotides long. Lineage: Eukaryota; Fungi; Ascomycota; Dothideomycetes; Dothideales; Saccotheciaceae. The record is from the annotation of a GenBank genome assembly.
AUGGCAAACUAUGCUGCUCAUAUUGUCGCGCUCCCACCUGAGAUCCUCGACAUUAUUGUCGCUAAUUGUCAAGACGGCGACCUUUCGAAUCUGCGCUUGUCCUGCAGAACCCUCAGCAGCCCGUCUACGCGACCCUUCGGCCGUCGUUGUCUGGCACAUCUCCGCAUUAUAUUUACCGAGCUCAGUCUUCAGGGCCUUGUCGAUAUUACUGCUCACCCGGUUUUCGGUACAUCCGUCCGUAGCAUCAGCUUUGGCACUUAUCGUCUGACGGGUUUGAAGUAUUUCAAGCUCUCUUCGGUCCCUGGCAAUCAUGCCUCGGACCUGAUUGUGAAGAAGCGACUCGCAAAGAAGCAGCAGGCUUUCAAUCGUUCGGGAGACCAGCUUGUCAUGCUCACAACUGCUCUCCAAAAUCUCAAGCUUCGCGGUGGUCCUAGUAUCGGAUUGAGGAUUCAUGAUGAUUCAAUGAGAAGCAAAGAACGAAGACCAAUCAUAAGAGCUCAUGGCUAUCACAGGGCGUAUGGCAAAUUCCUGCCUGAGAAGCAUGAGGUCGAGAAAACUUUGCUCACAUUGAUCGAUGCUUCAUCCUUGAGUGGAUUCAUGCCGGCUGCUUUGGACAUCGACAUGACAAGCGACUUUCAAUUGUUGAGAAAUUUAUUGUGCAACACAACUUUCAAAAACUUCAUCACCACAAAAGAGCAUUCAUUGGAUCCCCAGAUGGAUAUUUACAUCAAAUUCGACGAUUCAAAAACUCGCUUCACAUGCAUGUUUACGAGGAGGACGUGUCUUGAGUUGGAACCCCUUGGUAGCUACUACGGGAACUUCUAUCGUGCCUUGCAGCGUACAGCCAUUGUGGACCUGAAGAUACGAGACGCGACCUACUCGAGCAGUCUACCCCAUCUUGUCGAGUGUCUUGUCAGUUGGAAGAAGACAAUUCGAUAUCUAGACCUCUCUCGUGCUGUUGUGUUUGAGCGUCAGAUGACCGAUUUUGCUGCGACACUCUUCAGAUACAUGAGAGACGAUCUCGAGCUUGAAGUGCUUAAGCUACAUGACAUAAGGAUAUAUCCUUAUAACGGUAGUCAUCGGUGGUUAUUCAAUGAGCCGGCGAAGUGGCAUGGCAAGCAAGAGAUACGGGAGGGGCUCCAUAGAGUCAUUAGCGAGUUGAACACCGACACCGUGAGUUAA